AUGGAUUUGGAAGUUAAAGGAGUUGCUGCAUCCCCUCGAAGGCAGGCUCAGCUGUCAUUGAGGGGGAAAAAACGUCAGGGCUGGAGACCAGACACACAGGCUACUCACGGUCCUCGCCCACCAGAGGUGCCAUGCCUAGAUCUAGGGAGGCUGGGAGACUCUGAUGAAGAGGUGUCUAGAAAAUCUUGUCAGAAGAAAAUAGAGCAUUCUGUUUUGGAGCAGAAGACAAUACCAGAAAAUCUGCCAUCUCCAACAGACAGGUAUAAACUGAAGUAUCAUCAGUAUGAAGCAGAUAUGAAGGAAGAAUAUAAGCAGUAUUCUCAGAGAACUGCAGAAAAGAAAAAAGAUCAUCUCCAGUGUCCAGGAGCUUCAAUAAAGACCUAUAAGAAGGAUAUUUACAGGAGAAACAAAGUUAAUCUGAAACUGAAGAAAUAG
Messenger RNA from Merops nubicus (carmine bee-eater), 435 nucleotides. RefSeq names its product calcyphosin-2-like. The record is from RefSeq and is a predicted model, not a curated record. The transcript is spliced from 6 exons. Bases 1 to 435 code for a protein of 144 amino acids. NCBI's taxonomy places the organism in Eukaryota, Metazoa, Chordata, Aves, Coraciiformes, Meropidae.